This is a messenger RNA of Plasmopara halstedii, 764 nucleotides long. RefSeq lists its product as uncharacterized. The record is from RefSeq and is a predicted model, not a curated record. The transcript has a single exon. NCBI's taxonomy places the organism in Eukaryota, Oomycota, Peronosporomycetes, Peronosporales, Peronosporaceae. The coding region runs from base 557 to 763 and encodes 68 amino acids.
AGAGGUUCGAAUUUAUAACCUUGUGCUUUAGUCUCCGAUCAUUACAUUGUUUUGAUAAGUUUUUUCCGGAAUAUAGUUGUUGCUCAGUAGCAAAGCAUGCAUUUAAUGAAAAAUGUCUAAUGGAGUAUUGAAUCGCAAUGUAACUAAAGACGAAUUUGGUGAAUCAAGCGACAUGACAAGCUAAAGGAGUCGACCGAUUACCACUUAACAUCUGCGUUUGUUGUAAGCUGAUAUCUUUGUAACCAAAAUAUAAUUUCGACAACAUCCAGUGCCAGAAAAAGCAGUUUUGAUACUUAAGAAUCCGAAUAGGUACCACUUUGGGUACGUCAACAGGUGCUAGAUUGAUAAGGGACAAAGAAACCUUAUCGUUUGUGAAGAAAACAAACUAAAAGGUGAUGAUGAAAUGUACGCUUGUCCUCGACUGUUUUACUUCAAUAUUUACCAAUUAUUUAACAAAUAAUUAAUGUCAAGCAGUUUAAUAUAUUAAUAAGCAGCGUGACGAGUUUCUACGUCAAUUAGAAGCCCCAAUCCUACAACAUGUCUAAUAGUUACAAAGAUGACACAUGCUGCAUUAAUGGCAGACACGACUAGACAGCUGUUGGAUCGACAAUUACAAAGGAGUAAAAGUGGUGCCGCAAUGGGUCCCAGUAUUUCUCUAUACAGUUGUAUGUACAGUGCUGACCGAACUCGUCGCUCUUCAGAUGGGCGCCAAUCGAGAUUCACUUUUAGACCUUCUACCUGUCGUUCUUCGAAUGGUGUCUAGA